Molecule: messenger RNA, 1348 nt
Organism: Cucurbita maxima (winter squash)
Lineage: Eukaryota; Viridiplantae; Streptophyta; Magnoliopsida; Cucurbitales; Cucurbitaceae
Product: peroxisome biogenesis factor 10
Exons: 11
Coding region: 131-1315 (394 amino acids)
Biological process (GO): protein import into peroxisome matrix
Cellular component (GO): peroxisomal membrane
Molecular function (GO): zinc ion binding
Source: RefSeq, a predicted model, not a curated record
CUGGCCAAUUCCCAUUCGUCUAUUUCCGGCAUUCAAUUCACUCUCUCCCGAUGGGUUUGAGUUCUCUCGGGAGUAGGAAUUCGAAUCGUUAGCUUCAUUCAUUCAUUCAUUCCUUGCUUUGUUUUUGGCCAUGGUUUCAGAACUGGAAGCCUCCGUUUCAGGGGACUCAGGUCCUAGCUCAGUUGCAGGUCCCUCCCACUCUCACCAUGUCGGUCCUCACCGUUUUCCUCUUGCUGCUCAGCCGGAGAUCAUGCGAGCUGCAGAGAAGGACGAUCAGUACGCCUCUUUUGUUUAUGACGCCUGUCGCGACGCUUUCCGCCACCUCUUUGGCGCUCGACUUGCUGUGGCAUAUCAGAGUGAGACAAAGCUUCUCGGACAAAUGCUGUAUUAUGUGUUAACAACUGGGUCAGGACAACAAACACUUGGUGAAGAAUAUUGUGAUAUCAAUCAGGUUUCUGGACCUUAUGGACUUCCUCCAAAUCCAGCAAGACGUGCUCUUUUCAUUGUGUACCAGACAGCUGUUCCAUAUAUUGCUGAAAGAAUAAGCUCUAGAGUUGCUUCUCGUGGUAUCAUGCUUGCUGAUUCUCUGUCUGAUGAGUUCUAUGGAGAUAAUGCCUCUUCUCGGUCUUUAUUAAACAUGGAAAUUCAAUCUUCUUCAACCCCAGAGUAUUCGGGUUCUUACCUAACGAGAGUGAAGGCAAAAAUUAAUCGAUUAUGGCUGCAAACAGUGCGAUGCUGGCCUUCGAUUUUGCCUCUAGUUCGUGAAUUUUUGCAAUUGGCUCUUCGUACAAACCUCAUGUUUUUCUAUUUUGAAGGACUGUACUAUCAUAUAUCCAAACGAGCUGCAGGCAUUCGCUAUGUGUUCAUUGGAAAACCAUCUAAUCAAAGGCCCAGAUACCAAAUACUUGGAGUGUUUCUACUGAUUCAACUUUGUAUCAUUGCUGCCGAAGGCCUAAGACGUAGUAGUUUAUCAUCUGUUUCAAGUUCAAUUAACCCGACAUCCUUUGGAGAAAAUCCUAGUUCAUCAGGUCGUGGUCUGCCAAUUUUAAAUGAGGAAGGCAAUCUAAUAUCUGUUGAUGGCGACUCUGGAAAUUUGGUUUCUGAUCCUUCGCACAGUGAGUCUAAUAGAGGUAGUGGAAUAAGCAAAUGCACGCUGUGUCUGAGUAAUCGCCAACACCCAACUGCCACACCUUGUGGCCAUGUAUUCUGCUGGAACUGCAUAAUGGAAUGGUGCAAUGAAAAACCUGAAUGCCCGCUGUGCAGAACUCCCAUUAAUCAUUCAACCUUAGUUUGUCUAUAUCAUUCUGACUUCUGAUUCAUCCCCCCAACACCCUUUUUUUUUUUUUUU